AUGGUGACAACGUUCAAGAUUGCCGUGCUGGGUGCUCAAGGGGUCGGGAAGAGCGCCAUCGUCCGCCAGUUCUUGUACAACGACUUCAGCGAGGUCUGCGUGCCCACGAAGGCCCGCCGCGUCUACCUGCCCGCUGUGGUCAUGAAUGGCCACGUCCACGACCUACAGAUCUUGGACUUCCCGCCCAUCACCUCUUUCCCAGUAAACACCUUACAGGAGUGGGCCGACGUCUGCUGCAGGGGCCUGCGGAGCGUGCAUGCCUACAUCCUGGUGUAUGACAUCUGCUGUUUCGACAGCUUCGAGUACAUCAAGACCAUCCGGCAGCAGAUCCUGGAAACCAGGGUGAUCGGCACCUCGGAGACGCCCAUCAUCAUCGUGGGGAACAAGCGGGACCUGCAGCGCGGCCGCGUCAUCCCGCGCUGGAAUGUCUCCAACCUGGUGAGGAAGAGCUGGAAAUGCGGCUACGUGGAGUGCUCGGCCAAGUACAACUGGCACAUCCUGCUGCUCUUCAGCGAGCUGCUCAAGAGCGCGGGCUGCGCCCACUGCAAGCACGUGCACGCGGCCCUCCGCUUCCAGGGCGCGCUGCGCAGGAACCGAUGCGCCAUCAUGUGA
Molecule: messenger RNA, 612 nt
Organism: Varanus komodoensis (Komodo dragon)
Lineage: Eukaryota; Metazoa; Chordata; Lepidosauria; Squamata; Varanidae
Gene: RASL10B
Product: RAS like family 10 member B
Exons: 3
Coding region: 1-612 (203 amino acids)
Molecular function (GO): GTPase activity; GTP binding
Source: RefSeq, a predicted model, not a curated record